AUGGUGCCGAAGGCGAGGCGACCCAGUCAGCGGGCAUCGAAGGAAAGACUACCCAAGCAGUGGGCACCGAAGGUGAGGCACCAUGAGCUGGCGCUGAUCAAGAAAAAAGGGGCAUGUUGGGUGCUGGGAGAAGGCGGUGGAGCCUGUAAUGCUGGCAUCAUCGAGGGUUGGACAUGGCCAUGUGAAUGCGCUAGUAGCGUCGCUGGGCGCUGGGCAUGGCCAGGCAGGCGCGCAGGUGGCGUCGAUGGGGCCAGACACAAACAUGUGGCGUUGUGCACUGUGGAGGUGUCCACACUCAGUGAGGUAGGCAUGACGGCAGUGGAUGCCGGGCACGAAACUUUGGAGCUUGGACACAGUGUUAUGGAGCUUGGGCACAGAGCUAUGGUGGAGGGUAUGCUGGGAAAUGCUAAUGUUUUAGGCGGCAACGACUGCAGGCAAGUGGUGGAUGGUAUGACUCGUUCAGGCGAAACUUCAUGUAGUCAUGUCCUUCAAGGUUCUCCUAGUAGUGGCCCAAACAAUGCCUCUCUUUAUCCUCACACUAAAAAACAUCGAGGAAAGGUAGCUCUUGAUGACGACGGGUCCAAUGUAAGUACUAUUUCUAGUCCUCUCAAUAUUGAUGCUAACAUUCUCCGGAUUGUUUCCACUUCUAACAUUCUUCUAACAGUGUUGUGCUGCCGAGCAGAAAUAGAUGAGUCUGCUUGUGAUGAUUCUUCUGGUGAUACUGCUAUUUAUGAGGAGGUGCUUGAGGCAAGGCUAAG
This is a messenger RNA of Ilex paraguariensis (yerba mate), 758 nucleotides long. Lineage: Eukaryota; Viridiplantae; Streptophyta; Magnoliopsida; Aquifoliales; Aquifoliaceae. The record is from the annotation of a GenBank genome assembly.